Vigna umbellata (rice bean) is the source of this 1134-nucleotide messenger RNA. NCBI's taxonomy places the organism in Eukaryota, Viridiplantae, Streptophyta, Magnoliopsida, Fabales, Fabaceae. The record is from RefSeq and is a predicted model, not a curated record.
CUAAUUGCAUAGUCACUUGACUUCAACACCAACACCAGAAGAUGUUCGUAGUUCCUCCCCUUCCUCGUCCUGCACCUGCUUAAUGAAACGCCACCACAAUGAUGUCUGGUUUCACGGUCACUCUCAUGGACGAGUUCCUUACACCGGCAGCGAAACAUGGCGCAUCUCGUGUGCAAAGAGAACCGGUAAACAGAGGUACCCCUCCGAGAAGAAGAGGCUGAGAACAAAGCACAAAUAGCUCUUAUCCGACUCCAAGGAGAAGGACAAGUUUGAGGGCACGUGGAGGCUCUUCAAGCUCGCCGUUCCACUUGAUCAAGAUCCCGGCAAGGACCAUGUUUCCAAUGCCCUUCUCCAGCAAAUUGCCAAAGUUCUUAAGUUCCCGGUUGCUUCUCUGUUGCUAGCAGAAGCUUUCACCGUCGUUAGGAAGUCUUUUGAUGCUUGAAAGAAAUUAAAAGAGCCCAAAUUUGUACAUACUGUGGAUAUGGAUGUCCAAAAGCUCAUCAGUCUGGAGCCUCGUUGUUGGGACUUUAUUUCACGGCUGGAGCCUAAAGUUGGCCUUGUGGAACGUGUGCAUGAUGAAAGAGAUUUUGCUGAACUGGAAAGUAUCAUUCGUGACUGUAAAGAAAAUAAAGAAGCUGCUUUGGCCGGGGGAAAUGGACAUAGCAUUUUCUCAACGGAGUUGUGCAAGAACCAGGCUUCUAGGAAGCCAAAAAUUGCGAUAUUGGGUAGUGGGCCUUCUGGGUUAUUUGCAGCUCUUGUUCUUGCUCAGCUAGGUGCAGAUGUUACACUGAUAGAAAGAGGUCAACCAGUAGAGAGAAGAGGGCGUGAUAUUGGUGCUCUUAUAGUACGUCCAAUUUUAGAAUUGGAAAGUAACUUCUGCUUUGGGGAGGUACCUGGAGCGAUGGAAAGUUUGUAACCAGAAUUGGACACAACAGUGGCAGUGUUCUUACCGUUAGUCCUCCUAUUUAGUAUUUAUAAAGUUUAUAUGUGCAUCCUGUGUAUGUGUUAAAUUAACGGAUUUUGCUUGUAGACUUGUCAAGAAAACAUUUCUAACUGAUAAAUGGUUUACUUCUACCCUAUGAGGAUAAUAUCGGAUACUCUCAUAAUUUGUGAUGAUAAUGAAUGCAUUCUGUU